AUGGUGCCAGAUCAAACUACAGUGGAAGAGUAGAAGUUUUUUACAGCGGAAAAUGGGGACGGAUUUGCCCUAACAAGUGGGACAUUAUAGACGCCCAAGUCAUUUGCCGUCAACUUGGCUUCAAAAAUGCCAUAGCUGAAUUCACUGGGUCAGAUGUUGAGGAAAGCAAACUUCCAUUUCUGAUGUCCGAGGUGAGCUGCAUUGAGCAGGAUUCUGAACUUGCAUCCUGUGCGCGUAUUGAUGGAGAGGUAGACUGCCAAGGUGACGUUGGUGCUCAGGCAUUGUGCGAACCAUUGGAAGAUAAGGAAGUUCUGAAUAUAGAGACAAUGGUUAUGGACAUUGGCACAAAAGAAACCUUCAGCUGUACCCUAAAAAACGAGACAACGUUAAUCAGAUGGUAUAACAGCACAGGCCAAGAACUCCAUUCCGAAUCUGGUGGAAGGAUUAAGACGUUUCGAAAUGGUACAUUUACAAUAGAGAGCGUUAAGCUGUCUGAUGGUGGAACAUAUGCAUGCAAAGGAUUAAAAUACAUUCAGUACUACAACAUUUAUGUUAACGCACGUUUUACUAAUAAGGAUCUCCAUCAAACCCUUGUUUUCGGCACGCCUGGCAUCCUUAACUGUAGUGCUGAGGGAAAUCCAGCCCCUAGGUUCACGUGGACCAGAACAGAUGGAAAAAGACUGGAUAGGCAAAGAUUCAGGCAACAACCUAAUGGGAACAUGCAUGUUAAUCCAGUUUUUAAAGACGACGAUGGAGAACUCAUUUGCACCGUAGAGCAGAACAGGGGAACUGAGCGGACGACGGGAAGACGCCAAUACAUAACCGUUUCUAUUAUUGUUCCCCCUAAGGUCCAAUUAUUAGGACCAAACUGGACCAUGCUAGAGGAGGACAGAUUAAAUCUGACUUGCGUCAUCAAAGCAGGUUUCCCGAAGCCACAAGUGUCCUGGUAUAAAAACAACAUACUUUUGGUGGAUGAGGAGAGCCCGAAUUUGAUCCUAGAAGAGUUAACAGAUAAAGAUGAGGGGCAGUACAAGUGUAAGGCACAAAAUUCCGGUGGUGUUGCUGAUGCCAUCAUAAAUGUUACUGUUGAUGUUCCACCUAAAAAAAAUCCCCUACUCAAGAAUCAUUCUGUUCAAUUAAACUCUACAUUUGCAAUCAAAUGUUAUGUGAAGGGAGAUCCCCCACCAGAGGUCAACUGGACUAAAGAUGGAUUGGACCUUGGUAUAAAGGAAAACACACUCACUAUCGACAGGGUGACUUUUGAGGACGCAGGUUGGUAUGGAUGCGGUGCAGAAAAUUGGGCUGGAAAAAUUCAAGCAAUAUUCUGGAUUGACGUAACAGUCUCUCCUCAGGUUAUUGUGUCUCCAAGAAGCCAAACCGUUCCUGAAGGGAAGACAAUUAAGUUUAUCUGCAAAGCCACGGGUUUUCCAAAACCGGCGAUAACCUGGGAGUUUAAUGAUGGAAGCCUCCCUUCGCUUGCAAUUGAGACACACACCGAGGAGGGAUACCAACUGCUUCUUCCAAACGUGACAAAAAACAUGAAUGGUACAUUCAAGUGCACAGCAAAAAACAAGGCGAGCAGAGCAAACUCAACCUCAACUCUUCGUAUUUUAGAGAAACCCACUUCCCAAAUUAUUCCCCAAGAUUACCCCACUCUAAUGGCAGGAGAUGCACUUAAACUGACUUGCAAAGUCAAUAGAGUGACAAUGAAUAUCAAAUGGAAGAAAAACAGCGCCUCAGAUAUUCCAAGAGCACACAUCGGUCCGCGACUAGGUGACGAAAUUACGCUUUAUAUUAAGAACGUUGUGCCCGAUGACAGUGGAGUUUACUCUUGUGAAGCACAGAAUAUGGCAGGUACCGUGUCUGCUACUGUGAAAAUCACAGUCAGGGCUACACCUUCAACAUCCGGUGGUUCUCUUGAGUGGUAUUACAUUGUCGGGCCUAUAUCUGCUUUGAUUGUUUGCGCUGUUGUGAUUGGCUGUUGCAUUGGUAGACGUCGACAACGAGGUGAGUGGAAGUGACUUAGCGAGCGAUCUUGGUGAGUACUUAACAAUGAUUGGAAGAAGUCGAGAAAAAUAUCGUGAUUUGUCAGCGGCGAGCAGAUCUAUUAUAUCCCGAAGCCGGAGGCUGAGACAAAUAACUGAUUUACGAGAUCACGAUAGAUCACGAUAUUUUGCGAUUUUCGAGUUGAAUCAUUGUUUUAUCAUUCUAUCACCAAGUUUGUUUUGAUAUUUAAAUCACUCUCUGACAGCUCAGGGAAGAGAUCUGAUAUUUUUCACACAAGAGCCUGGUUAAAAUUUCGAAUGCAUGAGCAGACUGUUAAUUGCAGCAAAACACAUUUAGACGGUAUUACGAACGAGCAGACCUUUAUUUUCAGGCAUUUGCAGUUCACGUGGUAGGUUCUCAAAGAACAAAAUAAACGGAAUGAUAAAUCUUUUUACUGUAUGACUGAGAAUAUGUACUUCAAUGUGAUUGGCUGAGAGCAGGCCAAAUUAUUAAAUAUUACUUUUAACUUUGCAUGGCAGUGCAAAUUUAUACAGGCGUGUUGGUAAUUUUCUCAGUGAUAUAAUAAAUGUGUAAUCGUAGGAAUGCGUGAACAAUUGAAGAUUUUCGCUACUCAUGAUAUUUCUUUCCAAAAAAUUAUGCUUGAGAGGUUUAUGUAAAAGGAAUGUUUGGAGGAUAAUUAAAUAGCAAGAAUAGCCCGGCAAAAAAAACUCCACCACUAAGUUAAGUGCACACAGUAGACGAAUUUUGUUGGUGGACAAUUGCAUGCACGAUUUCUUGGGUUCUUUUAUUUGUUUUGGAUUCUUUGUUAUUGUCAGUGGACGGUCAUCUAAGCUGUUCGCUCUCUAGUUUGAACAGCGACUUGGUUAUAUACUUGAUGGGUAAAUGAGUAAGUAGAACAAGUCAUAGACCACCUGUCGAUAUUGAUGUUAAUGUAUUCCACUGCUGAUCUACUUAUCUUUUAAGCCAUUGCACCGAGCAAGAAAAGUACAUUGGGUCAACAACAGGUGAUCUAUUUCUUGUUGCCCCACGAGGUAUAUCCUCUGAAUAGACCCUUUGCACGACCUGGUCACAUGGUACAAAAUCAGCCAUGCCUGAGCGCAAGUUGUACAGUGAGACUUCCAAACCAAAGCAACUCGUACCAGUUCAGCUUUCAAAGACUUUCCUUUGUUUUGGAAGUCUCUUGGGCAACUUACAUCCUGGCAUGGCUGAUUUUGUACCAGGUAAAUUGGUCAGGCA
Molecule: messenger RNA, 3243 nt
Organism: Orbicella faveolata
Lineage: Eukaryota; Metazoa; Cnidaria; Anthozoa; Scleractinia; Merulinidae
Product: hemicentin-1-like
Source: RefSeq, a predicted model, not a curated record